Messenger RNA from Theobroma umbraticum, 623 nucleotides. Its product is annotated as histone deacetylase-like protein. NCBI's taxonomy places the organism in Eukaryota, Viridiplantae, Streptophyta, Magnoliopsida, Malvales, Malvaceae. The record is from RefSeq and is a predicted model, not a curated record.
CUCUCUCUCUGUGUCUAUAUAUAUGCGUUAAUCUCCCUCUCUUUUUGGCCAUAAUUGUCAAAACUCAAAUCUUGCGAGGGAGAGCAAGGAAUAUUAGAGAGACGGAGGAAUGGCCAUUUCGUGCUGCCUCAACGUGUCCCCUCCAACUCCAACUCCUGGCUUAGACAUGUCUUCUUCUAGAAACAAGGCAUCACAAGUUGCAUGGCCAAGGGAUGAUAAAUGGAGGAAGCAAUGUGUACUAGGGGUAACCUGCAUCAUAAUUGGAUUACAAGUUGGUAAUAUAACUGACAACAGCGCCAUUGCGGAGGAAAUCUCAUCUGCCACAGAGUCAAACUCGAAAGUAGCAAGAUGGAGUGAUAAAAGAGUGUGCCCUCCAUGGAAUGCAAAUUCGCUGGAGACGAUCGUGCCGGAGAAUCUCCCACGGCCAUCAGCUCAUAGAAGAUGGGAGGCUAUUGGUUUCUCCAAGAAUGCCCCGGCAGUCAGAGUGAGAGUGACAGCAAAAACAAGAACCAAUUGCUUCUCCAUGUAAUUCUACAGUAUUAAUUGUAGACCAAAUCAAUACCUAUGAAUUGUAUAUCGUCCAAAGCUAACGAAUGGUAUAAAAUGAUUACUUUCAAAUUUUA